CGUUCUGUCGCUGCUGUGGAUGUUGGCUAAGAUAUGAGAAAAUGAUCGUGUUUCGUGGGCGUGCUCUUUGGAAUUAUAUCUCUCUUUUGGCAUUCAUGGUGCAUACGUCUCGAUGUUCUUAUCUGUAUGAUGAUUGCACUGUAAAGAAAGACAAUAAAGGAGUUGAGAUCAAAACCUUCAGGGACUCUCUCCAUAUGACCAUCGCAAGGAAAAAUGAAGACGACGAAGUUGUCAUAGAAAUUAAUGACAAAAAAAAGACUCUGAACAUACCGAAGAACAAGUGGACUGAAUGUCGAGUUUCAAGCAAUGAAGAGGUUGAAUGUCGUGAAGAGAUGUCCAACACUGCAGAGAAGAAUUCUGGCGGACUGUUGAAAAAGUUUACGAUUAAGAAUGCCGAAGUUCUUGCUAACUGUCCUCAAGGAUUGCCAAAUAAAGAGCUCACCUCAGACACCUCGAUCGACUUCCCUCGCUGGAAUUCCACCAGGGAACAUUUUGCCGUUAUUCCAGAAGAGAACCUGACUGUUAGUUUGACCAUAUUUGGAGAAAACCUUAAUCUUUGUUGGGAUGGAAAACAGACAGCGGUCAAGACGAACAAGGAAGACUGUCAAGCCUUGUCAGCUCACGAGGAGCACAAGAUCACACUGGAUUACGAGUCGCAGCAGAUCAAGAGAGCUGAUGGCCGCAUUCUCAGAACAGUAAAUAGUACCAAUGCAAAUAAAGAUGGCUUGAUGAAGAUGAAAUCUGACGGAGGCAAGGCCUGGGUUGUGCAGAUUCUGGGAGACUGGACUCAUCUUCAGGGCAGCCAAAAUGAGUGUAAAAGCAACUGUGGUGGAAACAACGCAAUCCUGUAUGUUUUUCUGACUUUCUUCAUUAUUACAACCAUUGCUUUAUUCUGUUACCUUCUGCGUAUAAGGAGAAACUCGUCCAGAAGUCGAGCUUAUCCUGCCUCUCAAGUGCUUGAACUGAAUACAGCCAAGGAGACCAUGACGGACGAAAAUCCUGGUAGCAUGGACUAUGGAGAAGAAACAAUUAAUGAUAUCUAUGAUUAUGAUGGUCAGUGAGACUAGAUGCUGUCUGACGAUAUACAAACAAAGGUAUUAGAUAUUAGGAAGGAAGUCAGGUCUUCCAAACUAGCAGUAUCCACUUGAUGAAUGGUGCCCUCAUCCAUAACAGACUGGGGUCGCCCUGUCGCAGGAUCCGUUUCCAUAGAUCUCCGAUCACACCAGACCGGCGAUGCCAAUGUUUAACAAAGUCAUAUGAUGGGGCAUCCUCUCCCUAAGUUGCCUUCAUUUCAUCUUUCAAGUAUAGAAAUAUGCUAUGAAUUAAGGACUGGACAUUAAAACAUAACCCAUAGAGAUAUGUAUCAUUAUGCAUGUGAAACAGGAUAAGCGGAAGGGGAUCAAGGGAAAUCUUUUGUAAGCGCCCCCCUGUAGUUUAUAUACAUAUAUAUGUGUGUAUGUGUGUGUAUGUAUAUAUAUACAUAUUCAUUUGCAUUUAUAUAUACACAAUGGGUGCGCUCUUAAAAGAUUUUCCUACAUAUAUGCAUGUGGAUACAUAUACAUAUCUUCAUAUACAUAUAUACGUAUUUAUAUGUAUAUUUUGUGUAUAUAUAUAUUUAUAUUUAUAUGUAUAUAUGUAUACAUGUACGUAUAUAUAUGUAUAUAUGUAUAUGUAUUGUGUAUACAUACAUAUAUAUAUAGAUAUAUAUGUAUAUAUAAACACAUAUCGUAUUAUUUAUUUCUACUUUUUAGUUGAUUUUAUUUUAUGUACUUUCAUAUAGUGUUUUAUUCAUACUUAUGUAUAAAGUGCCGCUUCUGCAUAUGUAGGCACAAGUAUUAAGUCAGAUUAGAAUAAAAGCGACUUUGUGAUUCGGCGUACCCGAGGGUUCGAGUGAUUUGCCAGAUGUUUACUGUCCUGAAAAUGGACUUAUAUCUCUAGGCCAGAUGGUUUUAGAGUCCAUGGUUUCAGGGGGUCUGUGAGGAUCUGAUAAAAAUUAGCAUUAAUAUUCGCUAUAGUAUUUUCAUAAGAAGGAGUGAUUUUUUUAGGAUCUUUACUUUAAAGUCCCUUACUACUUUGUAUAUCCCAUAUAUGCAUGAGACAGUCAAAUCGAAAUAAAUAAAGUGCAAUAUACACAUUGCAGGCAAAGUUUUGUUUAUAUGAACUAUAUUUCGGGAAGGGGAUCCAUAGCUUUCAUCACAUUCUUAAAGGUAAAGAUGUUAAGACCACUUCUCUAGGCUAAGAGGAAUAUACGUAUUUAUAUUAAUUAAUAUAAUUGUAAUAGUUUCGUUGAAGCCAUGAAUACACAGCAGUUCGUUGGGAUUCAUUUCUGAAUCAACAUUUUCAUUGAUUUUUAUUGGAAUGUUUCUUACCAGUCUUUGAUUUAAAGAAUUAUUCUACAUAUUGAAUUUAACCCAUUCGCCCCAGAUUUGUGUUCUGUCCCCAGUAGUUUUUUUGUGAAUUUUGUUACAUACAGAUGGCUCCACAUGUGCUCACCCGGCAAGGAGUCUAUCAGUAGGCCCUAGCUACUGACCCUGAUUUUCCCAUUCAUUAAAUUGGCGAGAAAAUUAAUACCAUUGCUAUCGAUACUGUUAUUAUUGUUAUUAAUAUUAUAAUUAUGGAAUUGUCAUUAGAAUAUUUUAAACAAUGAAAUGAUACAAAAAAAAACUUUCCUAGAGUGAAGAAAAAGGGUAAACAGGUGAAAUAGGUUGUUUCGAUAAACUGGUUAUUUGGUGAUUAAAAACUUGUGGAGCCAUCUAUGUGUAAAUACAAUAAAUAAACGUGUCCAUCUAUGUGUAAAUACAAUAAAUAAACGUGUAUCACAGUGGGCAUGGCAUCUAUUCUUGCCACGUGGGGCGGAUGGGUUAAGUUACCAGGAGGCUCGACAAACUAAACAUAGAUAUCUGUUGAUUGUAAGAACCAUUUAGUCAUUUUAUAUAUGAUACUUAUUUUCUGUGAAUCUCAUGGAUGCAAUGAAUUAAUGUGAAAUAAAUUAGGUUCAGAAA
Penaeus indicus is the source of this 3002-nucleotide messenger RNA. RefSeq lists its product as uncharacterized. The record is from RefSeq and is a predicted model, not a curated record. The transcript is spliced from 7 exons. Lineage: Eukaryota; Metazoa; Arthropoda; Malacostraca; Decapoda; Penaeidae. Bases 42 to 1061 code for a protein of 339 amino acids.